AUGUCUCCUGUUACCGAGAUCAUCACGCUCAUCAGCAACCAUGCGAUGAAGACGACUUCCAACUUCCAGGAAGUUCUUGAGCUCUUGCGCCAGCCUACUAUUGAAGGCAUUCAAAAGAUGUACUGGGGUGGCCGCAUCCAGCAGCCCGGGGUUAGGCAGUGGUUCAUCAAUUGGGACCGCCGUCCUCAGGGGUCAGAGUCGACGGCCGCAACAAUGGCACAGGUCAAAGAGAAGCUUGACGCGAUCAUCGAAUCCCAACUGACGCGCAGGCUCGUCGCUUCCAAUCCCUUUCUGCCUACCAAAUACUUUGCCGCGCCGUUCACAGAAGUCAUCAUCAGCACCAUAAAGCCUGAAACGGACCUGAACACAUUCAACAAGAAUGCCCUGUGCACCUUGAUUGGAGUAGAACAUUUUGAAAGCUAUAAAGGAUGAAAGUUAAAUCGCGAUCACACGAUUGAAUCAGUGCUCACAAUCAACUACUUCCGCUAGAGGGAUCGUUCUGUACAUACGUAGGAAUCGUCAGUAGUGGAUCACCGGGAGAUAUUCAUAACUUUACUUGUCUGCAAAAUAUGAAUCAGGUCACGGAUCAUCUGAUAAAAACCAAGACGCUUACCUCCCGCUUUC
Molecule: messenger RNA, 624 nt
Organism: Suillus clintonianus
Lineage: Eukaryota; Fungi; Basidiomycota; Agaricomycetes; Boletales; Suillaceae
Exons: 3
Coding region: 1-432 (143 amino acids)
Source: RefSeq, a predicted model, not a curated record